This is a messenger RNA of Portunus trituberculatus (swimming crab), 1503 nucleotides long. Its product is annotated as AF4/FMR2 family member lilli-like. NCBI's taxonomy places the organism in Eukaryota, Metazoa, Arthropoda, Malacostraca, Decapoda, Portunidae. The record is from RefSeq and is a predicted model, not a curated record. Gene Ontology annotation, molecular function: ice binding.
AUGUCUGUUUGUCAACAGCAGCAGCAGCAGCAGCAGCAGCAGCAGCAGCAGCAGCAGCAGCAGCAGCAGCAGCAGCAGCAGCAGCAGCAGCAGCAGCAGCAGCAGCAGCAGCAGCAGCAGCAGCAGCAGCAGCAGCAGCCAGCAGCAGCAGCAGCAGCAGCAGCAGCAGCAGCAGCAGCAGCAGCAGCAGCAGCAGCAGCAGCAGCAGCAGCAGCAGCAGCAGCAGCAGCAGCAGCAGCAGCAGCAGCAGCAGCAGCAGCAGCAGCAGCAGCAGCAGCAGCAGCAGCAGCAGCAGCAGCAGCAGCAGCAGCAGCAGCAGCAGCAGCAGCAGCAGCAGCAGCAGCAGCAGCAGCAGCAGCAGCAGUUGUUGCAGCAGCAGCAGCAGCAGCAGCAGCAGCAGCAGCAGCAGCAGUUGUUGCAGCAGCAGCAGCAGCAGCAGCAGCAGCAGCAGCAGCAGCAGCAGCAGCAGCAGCAGCAGCAGCAGCAGCAGCAGCAGGCAGCAGCAGCAGCAGCAGCAGCAGCAGCAGCAGCAGCAGCAGCAUGUUGCAGCAGCAGCAGCAGCAGCAGCAGCAGCAGUUGCAGCAGUGUUGCAGCAGCAGCAGCAGUUGUUGCAGCAGCAGCAGCAGCAGCAGCAGCAGCAGCAGCAGCAGCAGCAGCAGCAGCAGCAGCAGCAGCAGCAGAGCAGCAGCAGCAGCAGCAGCAGCAGCAGCAGCAGCAGCAGCAGCAGCAGCAGCAGCAGCAGCAGCAGCAGCAGCAGCAGCAGCAGCAGCAGCAGCAGCAGCAGCAGCAGCAGCAGCAGCAGCAGCAGCAGCAGCAGCAGCAGCAGCAGCAGCAGCAGCAGCAGCAGCAGCAGCAGCAGCAGCAGCAGCAGCAGCAGCAGCAGCAGCAGCAGCAGCAGCAGCAGCAGCAGCAGCAGCAGCAGCAGCAGCAGCAGCAGCAGCAGCAGCAGUUGUUGUGCAGCAGCAGCAGCAGCAGCAGCAGCAGCAGCAGCAGCAGCAGCAGCAGCAGCAGCAGCAGCAGCAGCAGCAGCAGCAGCAGCAGCAGCAGCAGCAGCAGCAGCAGCAGCAGCAGCAGCAGCAGCAGCAGCAGCAGCAGCAGCAGCAGCAGCAGCAGCAGCAGCAGCAGCAGCAGCAGCAGCAGCAGCAGCAGCAGCAGCAGCAGCAGCAGCAGCAGCAGCAGCAGCAGCAGCAGCAGCAGCAGCAGCAGCAGCAGCAGCAGCAGCAGCAGCAGCAGCAGCAGCAGCAGCAGCAGCAGCAGCAGCAGCAGCAGCAGCAGCAGCAGCAGCAGCAGCAGCAGCAGCAGCAGCAGCAGCAGCAGCAGCAGCAGCAGCAGCAGUUGCAGCAGUUGCAGCAGCAGCAGCAGCAGCAGCAGCAGCAGCAGCAGCAGCAGCAGCAGCAGCAGCAGCAGCAGCAGCAGCAGCAGCAGCAGCAGCAGCAGCAGCAGCAGCAGCAGCAGCAGCAGCAGCAGCAGCAGCAGUUGCAGCAGCAGCAGCAGCAGCAGCAG